This is a messenger RNA of Lytechinus pictus (painted urchin), 5661 nucleotides long. Its product is annotated as sodium-coupled monocarboxylate transporter 1-like. Lineage: Eukaryota; Metazoa; Echinodermata; Echinoidea; Temnopleuroida; Toxopneustidae. The record is from RefSeq and is a predicted model, not a curated record. Gene Ontology annotation, biological process: transmembrane transport; sodium ion transport. Gene Ontology annotation, molecular function: symporter activity. The transcript is spliced from 17 exons. The coding region runs from base 994 to 3003 and encodes 669 amino acids. Gene Ontology annotation, cellular component: membrane.
GUUUUAACAUGUUUUGUACCAGCUGCAUAUAGGUGGUUUGUAUUAAAAUUAAUAAAACGGCUGUUUUUGACUCGCCUUACGGCCGCCGUAGAGCAAAUGUGACCAUGGUAUUAGACUGGCACUCCGUCGCGCCUUAAAUGAACUCUUAAUAGCGAAAGUGUUGAAUGGUACGAAUUGUCAAUAUAAAUACAACAGAAAAGACAUUGUAUAUUUUCUAUACCUGUGUGCCGAAAUGCAGUUAAAACAGCGAGAAUUGAUGCAUUAGCAUUAUUUUUUCGUCAUUACCACCAAUGUAAUUAGGAGUCGAUGCGUUAUCAAUUUGUACACUGUGCAGUAGUUCAAUUUAUUUAACAUGAUAGUAUUGAAUGUUGCAUUAGAUAUAAGCUUCAUUCGGGAUACGAAAACUGAGAAUCCCUAUGCGGUGCAGUGUUAAUCAAAGGCCACUUCAACGACCUGACAGUGGAUUGUGCAUUCAGUUGGGACCCAAUUGUAUUUGGAUAUCUACGUGAAAACAUCAUUUUGUGUUUGUUUGUCUCUGUUAUUACCAUAUCUGGUGGGAGGUUCUCGUCGAAAGCACAAUGAUUAGCCAUGCAUGUAUGUAUUCCUUUCAUGUAUGAAUCUUCUUAAACAAUAGAUUCGACGUCACCAGAAAUGUUAUAAGUUUGCCUUUCACAGUCGACAGACUACUGUGUGUUGGGCUUUUGUGCAAGUGAUAAUUAAGACCUGGAUCGUGAGCGGCCUCUCACUCAACAUCGAUCGCCUAGAAGCUCUAAAAGACUCAUCUAUUGCAGGUCUAUUUGCGUAGGCAUCCGAAAGCAAACAGAAGCUGUAGUAUUACAAGGGUCCGCUAUCAAAGAAAUAAUCCUGCAACUAUAAAUGCUUGCUUCACGUCGAGAUCUGGGAGAAUAGAUAGUGAUAUUUUAUGAAGAGAGGUGAAAUUGCAGUGACUGUCAGCGCCUUGUACAGCUUCGAUAUACAGACCUAAGUCCAGAAAUGGAGGAUGUCAGAUUUGGAGUUUGGGACUAUGUGGUCCUGGCUGCGAUGCUCUUAAUCUCAGCCCUGAUUGGGAUCUACUAUGCCUGCUCUGGCGGCAAGCAGAAGACAGCAACAGAGUACCUACUUGCUGAUCGGAACGCUAACCCGAUACCCGUUGCUUUCUCCUUGGUGGCCAGCUUCGUUUCAGCUAUCACGAUCCUAGGGGUCCCUGCCGAGGUCUAUGCCUAUGGUGUCAGGUACUGGUUGUUUGCUGGUGCUUUCGUUGUAGCAGGGUGCAUCUCAAGUCUUACCAUGCCCGUGUUUGUGAGGCUGCGACUUACUAGUGCCAAUGAGUAUUUUGAACUUCGAUUCAACAGAGGUAUUCGCCUUAUCGGGACGGCCUUGACUUUUGUCUCAAUGAUUUUUUACAUCGCUGUGGUGAUUUACGCCCCUGCUCUGGCACUCAAUCAAGUAUCUGGUGUUAAUCUAUGGGGAUGUGCCAUCGCAACUGGAGUCAUUUGUACAUUUUACACCACAAUAGGUGGAAUGAAUGCUGUAUUAUGGACUGAUGUCUUCCAGUCGUUGGUGAUGUUGUCCGGUCUCCUAGCUGUCAUCAUCCAGGGCUCCAGUGAGGGAGGUGGUAUGGAUAAUGUCUGGGACACCUGCUCGAGAGGAGGGAGGAUCAACUUCUGGGAAUUUGAUCCGGACCCGACUAUCCGGCAUUCGUUUUGGAGUAUCGUCGUCGGAGGAGGGUUCACUUGGGGCGCCAUCUACGGUGCUUCACAACCUCAAAUCAUGAGAUAUCUCGCCUGUGGAAAAGUUAAAACUGCUUCCAUAGCAUUGUGGCUUGCGGUACUUGGUAUGGUCAUCGUCCUAUCUUGCGCCAUUCUUUCAGGCCUUGUGAUGUACGACCGAUACGCGACCUGUGAUCCUUUCAUCACCGGAAGAGUUACCAGCGGAGACCAGCUAAUGCCAUUCAUAGUUGUAGAUCUUUUCGGGAGCACACCGGGUCUAUCUGGUUUAUUCACUGCUGCAAUAUUCAGUGCUGCCAUGAGUACAGUGUCGUCUGGUCUCAACGCUCUCACUGCCGUCACAACCGAGGAUGUUGUGACGAAAAUUUUCCCAAGCGUCAAAAAGAAUGAUUCCAUCUACGCUGUAGUCAGCAAAAUUGUGUUGUUUACAUACGGUGCGAUGUGUGUUCUGCUGACUUAUGUUGCUUCAAAACUUGGGAGUGUCCUUCAGUUGACGCUGAGCAUUGGUGGCAUGGUAGGUGGACCUGCCCUCGGGCUAGCAACACUAGGGAUGUUCUUUCCAUGGGCAAACAGCAAGGGCGCCUUAGUCGGAGUCAUUGUCAGUCUCACUUGGUGUCUCUGGGUUGGCAUCGGAACGUACGUUGAUGGCGUCCUUUAUCCUCGAAACCCUGGCUUCCUCCCUCUCAAUAUCUCCGGCUGCCCUGCUCCACCUGCUCCUCCUACUAUGAAUACCAGCACAUUAACGACAUUGGUGAUGACCACAAUGGACGCCACAUCUAUGCAAAUGACCACCCCGGGGAUUCCCGUCGCUCCACCAAUGCCGCCCCCAGAGCCCCUUGGAAUCUACAAGUUAUCUUACAUCUGGAUUGGUUUCUACGGCUGGAUGAUUGUUAUUGUUCUUGGAUUAAUAUUUAGCUUCCUCACAGGGGCUACGGAUCCACGGAAGUUAAACCCCGCCCUAAUCAAUCCCAUCGCUGAUUGGUUCUUCUGUUGCCUACCUUCUUCUUGGAAGGAUUCACUCAGAUGUAGGGUAGGGCAGCAUUAUCAACCAGAUGAAAUUGAUCUUGUGGACGGUGAAGCGUGCGAGGUCAAAGACGAAAAUGGUAUCGAGUCUGGCUUUGCUGUAACCGAAGAUGAAUGUAACCCGAAUGGUAACACGAAGAAUGAAUCAUCUAAGGCUGACAACGGUGUUCCACCAAGUUAUGAAGAGGCUACAGCUAGUACAAAGAGUGACAAAGGGAUCCAAUCCGUGGAUGAUGAAGAUACGAGACUGUAAAUUUUUAGAGACUGCAUCCAAGAAAAUGGAGUUUUUGCUCCGCGAGCCACGACGAAUUCAAGAACACAGUAAAUGUAUUGAAAACGCCGUCAAAUGACAUGUAUUAGCUGGGAGGUCUUUGUCGAAAUUGGUGAACCGGAGUAGCAGUUUCGUCCUAUGUUUCGGAGCUGAGGAAAAAUUGAAAGUAUGUCGUUUGACAAUACAUUUUGCUGUGUUCUCGAAUCCGUCGUUAGCGAAAAGUCCACAUCGAUAUAAUAGUUUUUGAUACUUGUAUGCUGCGCCCAGGACCUGAGUCAGAACAAACACUUCGUCUGUUAACUGGCCGACGGACACAAACCGUAUUCAUAACGGAUACAGCGGACAAGCAAAAUUUCCAUCCGUUUUCAUUUGCUCCUGGUCACACUGGCCUAAUUAGAACUGGCAGUCAAAAAAUAUUCAUUCGACCCAACCCAUUCUAAAUUUUUUAAUUUGAUAUUGCUGAUUGACAAAAAGGAAUGAAUAUGAUUGACAAUCUAACACUGAUUCUAGGGAGGGCACCUACUGAACUUCUUUUUUCCAAAUUGGAAAGAUAUAUCACCACUAUGGAACUAAAUUUUUACGGGUGGAAGAAUUAGGGCCAUUUGACUCUCUCAAGUGAUGAAUUUGAUCCCGUCAGGUGAAGUCUUCAUAAAUGCUGAUUUAUUUUUAAAAUGAGCCGGUCGAGGUACCCUUUUCUGGUCAGAUAUGGAAUGUCAGACAUUUAUCCUAUCCACUGAUAGUAAACAUUCAACCCUCGAAUGUCCUCCUUAUUUUUAAAGAAUUCUUUUUAGGUACCACUUUAACACACGAGUCUAUGGGGAUUGAAUUAGGCCUGUGAUACCUCCUGACAAUGGACAAAAUGGGCGAAAAAUGAAAUCACAGUAAACGGAUGCUUGAUGGAUAUUGAGCGUAUGACACACGUAUGCAAAGAGGUCAAAACGGAUAUAUAACGUUUUCCAACGGAUGACAAGAUUCUUUUCAGUUUUGCAUCCGUAAGUGCAGUGGGCCAAAGCCUUAAGGUCGUUAAGGUGGUGCGUUAUUCGGAUUUUUGAAACCGAAACCCGCAGCGGCGCAGAGGAGUGUAAAUGAAAAGCGGGCUAUAGUUUCGAUCUUUCAGUCUAGCACAUCGUAACCGACAUGACCGAAAGAUGGUAACUUUUGAUGUUUGAACUAGACUCUUUGAUUGUCGACUGUCAAAGUAGCAACACAUUAUACCAUCACUGUAGACGAAACUGACAUUAAUCACGUACUUUUUCAUACCCACACCAUGGACCGCGGAACGGUUUUCAAAGUGGGGGCUGACCAUGCAAGAAAUCAUAUGGUCAUUUUUACGUUUUUGUACACGGUUUUGGAAAAAAUUGGGGGGCUGAACCCCCCUCCCCGCCACUUCCGCGGCCCCUGCACACAACAAGAUCCAAACUUUAAUUGUCAAAUUUAUUUUCUGUCGGCUAAAUAAACUCUCCGGUAACGUCGUAAUAUAUGAACACGGAUACAGAAGGCGUUCGACAUGCGCUCAUUAGAGUAAAAUCUCAUUGAUAAAUAAUAGAAUGAUAAAAUCGAAACAUUAUCUUUGAUAAAAGCUUCUUGUUUUAUUUCAAGACAGCAAUUUUGGCGUCUUUAUGGUGAUGCAAUACCUGUAAAUACUAUAUUUAGAAACUUUUAAAUUUUGUACAUAUGCUGAAUGUCAAUGUAUAUUUUUCUUAACUUGGAAUUUCACGUAACGUAUGGAAAGGCGAUGAAAACAAUUUGUUAAAAUUAAUUUGUGAUUCCGACUCCGUGCUAUACAGAUUUAAAAAAAAAUCAAAAAUGGAAAAGGGACUAUGAAGAUUUUUACGAUGGCUUGAGCUUUAUUGUUGGAAAGAUUGGAAUGCAGCUUUGAAACUGGAAAGUGUACUAUGUCUUAGUUUUAUCAUCGGUUUUACUACUUUAUUUGACUACAAUCAGGUAAUUGAUCAAACUGUUCUCAAUUGGGAAGGUUUUUAAUUAGUAUUUGACUAACUCGUCAUAUACAUGUACAUAUAUUGUAUACAUUUAGAUAUAUUUUCACUAACAUUCCCUGACAACAAAAUAAUCCAUUUUAUUUGUUAUGCAUGUUACAUUCUUCGUGCCAUUUUGUUUUCGGUCAUGAAAUGUAUUAAUGUAUUGUUUGAGUAUUUUCUUUUCGUGAUACCUUCUAAAAUUACCUUUUAAUAUCACAGCGUGGUGUAUUAUAUUAUAUCGUGAGACAAAAAAAUAUAUAUUUCGACGUAAAAAAUUAUAUUUACGUAAAGCAUAUUUUCCACAAAAAAACAUAAAAAUUUGUGAGUCAGCACAAAACAAUCUUUCUAUUCUUAUAUUAUCACUUGAACACAAUGAUUUAUAUAUGAACUAGAUAAUGCUUGAUUAGUUUAUUUUAGAACAUGGAGUCGUUUCACAGAGCUGUUCAUACGUUAAGGGGUGUUUUAUGAACGAUUGGUGGCCCUUUCAUGUGGUAAAUGAUACUCACCAUAUCUACUGUAUGAAAAACACACCAGAUAUUUACCAUGGUCUUUCACUUUUAUAAAAUAAUAGAGACAAAAAAUGUAAAUCUUCCCGAAUUGUAGAAGUAGAAUGCUGCAAUUUGUAAUUGUAAUGGCUAAGAUCAUUACAUUUCUAACCAUA